Drosophila suzukii is the source of this 4807-nucleotide messenger RNA. RefSeq names its product A-kinase anchor protein spoonbill (gene spoon). Gene Ontology annotation, molecular function: RNA binding. NCBI's taxonomy places the organism in Eukaryota, Metazoa, Arthropoda, Insecta, Diptera, Drosophilidae. The record is from RefSeq and is a predicted model, not a curated record.
CCAUUCGAUCCGAUGACCAGUUCUCCACACACGUUUUUUUCGGCUUUGUGCAAGCAAAUCGAGUGCAAUUUCAGCGAAAACCCUUUCCUUUGUGCGCGCCGCGUGCAACUUGGCCAUUUGUUUGUCGCGAAUCGUGACUCCCCGUGAGGCAAACGAUUGGCAGAGUUUCGGCAAGGGAUGGCAACACUGCCGCACGCCGGCCAUGUUAUUGUGAUUUGUAAAAGGUGGAACGUAGACACGUGUUUAAUUCGUGCAGCUCUGUAGCGCUGAGAAAUCGCCUUAAAUCGCCAGCAAAUAAACAAGUAGACCAUACAAAACACGCGAGUGCAGUACAUUCAAUUGAAAACCCCCAAAAAUAGUGAGCAAAAUAAGUUAUCCAAGCGGUUGCGAGAGAUCUUUCAAUAUUCAGCGAAAAUGGUAUCCAGUCGUCCUCUACUCUACCUCUCACUGCCCGGUGUAGCAUUUAUACUCGGCGUCUUCUGGUUUCGGCGUAGAAAUAAAAAUCGUUUAGACAAGCCCGAUGACGAGGACACAUCGGCCAUCAAGGACUCGGCGAUUGAGCCCACUCUGCAGGUGCGCAAGGCCAAUGGAGUCCUGCAGAAUGGUAAAUUGCCGCAGCAACCGGCCAGCAAGUCGAUGAACAUCAAUGGAACCAUAGCCAACGGAAGCGGAAGUGGUGGCAGUAACAGCGGAAGUGGCAGUGAUGAAAAGGAUAGUCCCACUAUGUUGUAUGGCAAAUCCGCACCGAUCAAAAUCCAGAGUAAUGGACGCACCUCAAAUGGCAAGCAUCAGCAGCAGAUCGAUUCCGAAAUGCUCAAGUCAAAGAUCCAAGAUGCCGAGCACAAGAAGCUCUGCUCCAUAGAUGAGGAUUUCGAGAAUCUAUCAUCGCCACGUGAUCUACCAGAUUCGGUAAAUACACGUGUAUCGUUUUAUAAUCGUAAGGCCAGUCAAAAGACAGUGGAACCGGUGGUGAUCAAGGCCACACGUACACCGAAGAUAUCGCCGGAGAACUCCUUCCUAGAUACCAAUUACACCACCAAGGAGGAGUGUGAGCAGAAUAACAACUGUGAGCCCAAGGAGAAGGGAAAGAAAGAGGAUGUUGCCAAGGAAGAGACCACCAAGAAGUCCAAUGGGGAGCAAGAGCAGGAGCCGGAUCAGGAACCGGAACAGACGGUGCUGAAGGAGGAACUGGUGGACAGUAAUGGCAAUCAGAAGCGCAAUGUGGAUGCGGCCAGCCCAUCGCUGAGCAUUUGCAGCGUUCAGUCGGGCGAUUCCGGCAAGGGAUCCAGUCUGCCCCGCUCGGAGGCGACACGCGUGAAGACCACCUAUGAGUUCCUCUUCCCCAUCAGCCUGAUUGGUCACCUGUACGGCCGCAAGCGGACGUUUAUUAAUCAAAUCAAGGCCAAAACCCUGGCCAGCGUCGUUCUUAGCAAGAAUCCCUAUUCGAGCAAGGUGCGCAUCUGUACCAUUGAGGGUACCGAAAGCGAAAUUGAUGCCGCACUGGCCAUGAUCCGUCAACGUUUGCCUGCCAAGCGGUAUCCCAACUUUACCAUGCAACGCAUCCACUUUGCGCUUCCCCAGACCAUAGUUCCUCUUUCGACCGAAAGCCUCUACAAUCUACAACUGAAACUGAUCGAGGGCAUCAACAAUGAUGUGGUGGUGAGCGCGGUGCUGUCCGGGUCGCAUGUGUUCAUCCAGCACCCGCUGCAUCCCUCGCAUCCAUCGCUGCCCAUGCUGCAGAAGCAGCUGUACGAUAGCUACUCCACCAUGGAGUCGCCCCUGCUGCCCAGCUUGGAGGUCAGUGCCGUGUGCGUGAUACCCAUCAAUGGGGUGUGGUAUCGCGUUCAGAUCGUGGAUACGGAUGCCGAGGACGAGGAGCGUUGCCUGGUCAAGUUCCUCGACUUCGGUGGCUACAUGAAUGUCGGCUUUGACACACUGCGCCAGAUUCGCACCGAUUUCAUGAGUGUGCCCUUCCAGGCCACCGAAUGUAUCCUGUCCAACAUUGAGCCCAUCGGUGAGACCUGGUCCAUCGAAGCGGCCGAAAUCCUCAACCAACUUACCAAAGGCAUUGUCUUGCAAGCACAAGUCGCCGGCUACAAUAGUCACAACAUACCAGAAAUCUAUUUAUUCGCUUCUCUAGGUCCCAAUAAUGUAAUCUUUAUCAAUAAGGAACUGGUCGCCAGAAACCUCGCAAAGUGGGUGGAGAUGCGUGACUAACAGCCUUCGUGAACAACUCAACUAGUAACCAAGAACUAAAUGAAAACUAAAAGCAAACUUAAACAACAAUCACUCAACACACAAAUCAAGCAACUUGGCAGUGCAACAAGGGAAUGCUUGAGUCUUGUGCAGCAGGCUCCAAAGGGCUGUGUAUCCGGAUGACGAAUGCGGAUGCAGCUUUUUUACAGAUAGCAUGUAGGCACAUAGAAUAUAGCAAACGGUAGAUUCCAGAAGAACUGCCAAAUUGCAGAGGCCCCAAACAGAAACAAAAACAAAGCAACACGUUCGUUAAGUUGUAGAAUGCGACUGAGCCUAGGGAAAAAGCGCCCCCUUAAUCAUUACAUAACAUAACAAACACAACACCCAAACGCAAAAUACACACACGCAUAUAUGAAUAAGAGCACCUAACACCUCACUAACACACACAUUAUACACAAAAAAAAGGCAAACGUUUGUUUGUUGACUGCCCAGGAUUGGAUACCAAAAUGGGGGAAGGAUCAGGCUAGGUUAUAUGAUUUGUGACCUCGUGGCACCAACGGGCGGGCGGGCAUCCUACGGAUCGGCUAGAACUGUCGGAUUUGAGAACGGACCGCUUAAGAUAUUACCAUACUCAGUUUAUAAGUAGGCAUUACUCUACCUAGUGUAAAUAGUUUUUAUAAAUUUAACAAAAAUGCAAAAACAAAAAUACACUAAAUAUAAACUUAACUAAAAUAUCAAGCGUUCAUCAGAUAUAAAGAAAAAGAAAAAAAAUAUAUAUAUCUUGGCAAAAAUAGAGAGAAACCUGAUAUAAUUUAAAUUUUAUGUUGCUAUUUGCUGAGAUCUGUAAAUAUUAUAAUAGGCCUUUUUAAAACUGAUAAUAUCUGAACGAUCAUUUUAUAUAUUUACAUGCAUUAUGUAACUUUCGUUUAAUUUGUAUUCAUACUGAAACUACUCAGACAACGACACCAGACAACCAGACACUUCACUUCACAGCAAUUACCAACAAGUGUAGGCGAAUUUGAACUCGACGCAACUCAACUGCGGCUAAAACAACUGGGGAAAUCUUCGGUUGGUCAAAUAUUAUUUUAGUUUAUCACAGCUCUUUGGGGGUGGGACUUUUAAAUUUAUUUCCGUACAACUAAAGAAGACUAUGCAAAUUUCACAUUUACGAUUCGCGAUGGCCGAAACCUAUAUAAAAACAGGAAUUAAACAUAUUAUGAUUUAUGUCAAUGGGAACUUGACAAUUCCUCAUUUUCCAAUCCUCUUCAAAGGGAUGAAAUCGCUCUGAUAAUGCAAAAUGUCCGAAAUAAGCUCGAAGAAGUCAAAAAAAUCCGUAGAAUGUGAAAAACAGGAAUUAAACAUAUUAUGAUUUAUGUCAAUGGGAACUUGACAAUUCCUCAUUUUCCAAUCCUCUUCAAAGGGAUUGGAAAAUGAGGAAUUGUCAAGUUCCCAUUGACAUAAAUCAUAAUAUUUUUAAUUCCUGUUUUUCACAUUCUACGGAUUUUUUUGACUUCUUCGAGCUUAUUUCGGACAUUUUGCAUUAUCAGAGCGAUUUCAUCUUCUAUAUCUUCCUCGGUAGAAAAGUUAUUAUGGGCACUGAAGUCCUCAUUCAUCGAUAUCGGCGAUAUUGAAAUUAUUCCCUGCCUGAUCCAAUAUUCCAGUUUCCUAGUUUUACCAUUGAUAAUGUGUUUUGUUUUCCGGACGCCUCCAAAGGCCGCAAAAAAAUAUUUAUAAAACACGCGGUUUUAUAAAUAUUGUUUUGCAAAAUUUUUCACCCCAAAGUUUUCGUAUGGUUUUGCCAUCAAGAACGUUGGAGAGUACAAGAUUACUUUGAACAGCUGAAAGUAAGAUGGAGAUGAUGGAGUUAGAGAAGAAAGGAAAUUAGAAAAGAAACAACCCCUCACCUCACCUCAACACCCGCACUUAAGCCGCAGAAUGCCUAACAGAGAAAAACCACUUGAAAAACAGACAAAUUAACAAGUUACAAAUUCUAAAUAUCUAUAUAUGCGUGUGUGCCAUUGUUAGUCAACAAACAAACAUAAAAUAAAACAAAACAAAAGAAAACAAAAAAAACAGAAAAAACUAUUAAGCAAACAGAAAUGGAUACGUUUUCCCCCAAAAAACCCAUUGUAAAUAAAAUCCAUUUUGACAGACAAAGAAAUGCAAAAAAAGAAAAAACAAAACAAUAAUUGUUGCUACCAAAACUAGCCUCUUGAAAAACGGAGUGAAAACCUCUAAAUGCCUUUCUUUCAAAAUUCUUUUGUAUACGCAAGAAUAGCUAACUCUUAAAGCAAGGAAAUUGUUGCAAACUAAUCGCUUACCAGUUAGUUACCAAUUCUGGGUGUCUAGCCUAGCAGCAAAUUAGGUAGAAUUGUUCUAAAUGCAGCACAACCACAACAACCACAACCACAAUACAUCAAUAAUACAAUAACACACUAACCAACAAAUCAACCAACCAACCAACCAUGUUAACCAUAUUUAUUUUGUUCAAAAGAAAUGAGUUUUAUUUGAAAUGUAUUUCACAUUGAGAAUAGAUCGGCAGCAACGGAAAAAAAUAUAUAAAUCAUUUAUGAAGAUUUCAAUAUGAUCAAUCAAUCAUAAUUCAGCUAAA